AUGAUUAACCCAUCUGUUUCCACUGUGCAAACUUUGCACUCACCUGAUGUGCGCCAAAUGAUUCCCAUCACUUUCGGCUACACUUCAACCUACGCCCACACUAUCCUAAACUUUAACGGAACCUCUCUGUUGCCACAACAAUUCAACGAUUUUCACCAACUUUCCCAAGCAGACUAUACCAAAACCUGUCAAGAAUUAGACACUCUCAUUCUCAAGAAUUAUGCCUACGAGGAGAGAAAAGAGUUAUUCAUGAGAAUUGCUGCCAUUGUUUCAUUAAUUCUCUUGCUGCCAAUUAUUGGAUUUUUCAUUUAUUAUGCAAUCGAUGAGUUGUUUUUAAAGAAGAAGAGAGAUGCUGAAUUGAGAGAGAAUAUGCAAAGGAUUUUGGAUGAUCACAAUGCUAGAUUGUAUAAUCCUAAGGGAGUUUCAUUGGUUUUGGAUGUUGGAUUGACAUUGAAUAGUUUUUCUGUUCCGAUUGAAGCUUGGGAAAUUAAGGUUGUUUCACAUAGAGUUCAAUUGCCACCUGCUAAUCAACCAUUGGCUUCCCCAGUCAAAUUAUACGAAACUAGAUGUUCCUAUAAUAGAGAAUGUCGUUUAUUUAAUCAAACUAUUCCAGCCUCAAUCAAGGAUCAAUAUCAAUUAGGAGAUGAAUGGGAGAAACUUGUUAAGGAAAUGAAUGCAAUUUCCCUUAAUAAUUUACAAGUUUUCUUUCAAUUUGUAACUGCCCCAUUAUACUGGUCUGUUUUGGUUUCGUCCAUUACUCUAUUUCUUGCUCUAUUUUUAUUUUUGCCAUUCUUCUUGAUCUAUGUUGCCAUCAUUUACUUUGUAAAACUCAAACCAGAAGAAGAUAAUAUGAGAAAUGUGAAACUUCCACAACUUGUGAAGGAAUAUAAUGAGAAAUAUUUCCUUCCAAAGGGUUUGAGAAUUGCUCUCGAUCAAAAUAAGGUAAGAACUGCACAUAUUGAUACUCUUUAUUUGGCAAAACAAUAA
Molecule: messenger RNA, 987 nt
Organism: Naegleria gruberi
Lineage: Eukaryota; Heterolobosea; Eutetramitea; Acrasida; Naegleriidae
Exons: 1
Coding region: 1-987 (328 amino acids)
Source: RefSeq, a predicted model, not a curated record